This is a messenger RNA of Rhodofomes roseus, 4874 nucleotides long. RefSeq lists its product as uncharacterized. The coding region runs from base 113 to 4528 and encodes 1471 amino acids. The record is from RefSeq and is a predicted model, not a curated record. Lineage: Eukaryota; Fungi; Basidiomycota; Agaricomycetes; Polyporales; Fomitopsidaceae. Gene Ontology annotation, molecular function: protein binding. The transcript has 7 exons.
CUUACAUCACGUCCCACCGCGUCGCCGCUGUCGCUACCUCAGGGCUAGCUCUUCUAGUGCUCUUCUACUUUUCCGAUUACUUGCAAGUGACCCGGACACUGUUCAGCCCGUCAUGAAUGUCGCACAACUGCAGCCACCUGCAUUGCCACAGGUAUCGGAGAGGAUUGCACGGGAUGCUGGGGAUAAUGACGCAGACUUUCUGGCUCUCCGGCUGCUGAACAAACGCGCACGCGUACGAGUGUCGCCCGAGCAACUUGAUCUCGACCCUCUUCCGGGUCAAGCAAGACUAUUUGCGAUCGCAAACUCUAUGGGAUGGUUUGCUGCCGUGACGCGAGACUCUGGUUCAAACUGGUAUCUCAUAUCUACGCAGCUUUCCCAGCUCCGGUCAACCUUUGCGUCGUCUUCACAGAGUGGCGAAAUCGACUUUGCGGCCCACACAAGGCAUCCGCUCCCCGGACCAACGAACUUCAUUACCUAUGCACACAACGAGUCGCGUAUGGUGGUUGUGCUUGCGGACGGCUCGAUCGCUGUAUAUGACGCACAAUCCUUGCUCAGUAGCUCAGCUGCUAAUCCCUUGUAUGUCUUUCCUGCUACUACGGGUGCUAGUUUCCGAAAACUAGUACCGAAUCCCGGGGGCAUUCCAGAGCUCGUGGCAGUACUCCGAGAUGUUGGAGAGCGAACCGACAUCCCUGUCGUCGAGGUGCUUGACAUUCACAACAUGCGAUCGGUGUGUGGCUGGCGAGGUGGUACGACGCCCAACACAAGGCCCACUGCAAUGUCAUGGUCUGCUAAGGGCAAGUUGAUUGCACUGGGCCUAGCAAGCGGGGAUAUCGAGGCAUUCAGCCCGACCGCACCCUCCGCGGUGAAAGCCGUGGUGCCCAAGGUGCAGGCUCUCAGCGAGGGGACCAUUAUUUCCACGACAUGGCUUUCGAACACCGAAUUCUACAGCGUUUAUACGCCGCCGGGCCCCCCGUCGCCGGAUGCCGAGCACACUCACUUUGUCACUCUCUUUGACCCCAAGACGAACUUUUCCGUGGAGGUCAAAGUCAACCCGCCAGCCCUACCGUUCCCCGGUCUACGUGCUCCGGGGCAGUUCAUUGUACUCUUCCGAUCAUGGGACUCGGCGCGGAUCCUUGCCUUCGUCGGCGACAGCGCUUCAUCCGACAUAGGCGUAUUGGGUGCCCUCGGCGAGAUCGGCACACCGCUGCAUAACCAUUGGACUAACUUGUCCCUGGAGGAGACGUCACAGCCGACGGUACCCUUGGACAAGGAUAUGAACGACACCGUUCUUGUCGGCAUGGACGUCGACCUCACUGGCAAGGAGCCAUAUCGUUACACUGCACCAUCGGGCGAAGAAUCUGACGUCCCAGCGCCGCCGGUAUUGUAUGCUUAUGCGAGCGAUGGUACGAUCGUCGGUUGGCAUGUAGUGAACACGAAGGGCGUCGCUUACCCCGGAAUGGUGACGCCGUCGGCGACGGCCUCUGCGAAUGGCGGGAUGGACGCAGAGCCAACGCCGACUAUUACACCUUUACCCGCGGUGCAAGCGCCGCCAAUGGAGAUUUCUACAUCUUUUGGAGCACCGUCGCCCGUCGCGGCUUCGCCGAUGGCUGCAACGCCAUCGGGAGGCGCAACAUCUUCUGGAUUCGGUUUCGGCGCCUUUGCAGGCGGCGCGGGGAGGUUCGGAUCAUCAAGCAUGGGCUUUGGUGAUCACGCUGCCAACGGGACACCGUCAGCACCAGCGUUAGCAUCGCCGAUGCCCUCGCAAAGGCCGCCUUCCCCUGAAGAGGAAACAAUGGACGCAGACAACGACGCAGGCGGGGGGUUUGGCGGACUUUCACUGGGUGGUGGAGGUGGCGGCGAUGAUGCGAGCAAGAACAAAGCAUCGUCUGUCUUCGGGUCGUUUAGUCAAGCUCCUGCGACUGGCAGUCCGCCGGCGUCCGCCUUCGGAGGUUCGUCUAGCGGUGCGUUCGGCAGCUUGAAACCUGCCACUGGAUUUGGUGCAUUUGGCAACCAGGGCACCUCGGCGUUCGGCGCACCCUCAGCGUUUUCGAGCUCGUCGACCGCGGCUCCCUCUGGCGGUGCGUUCGGCGCAUUAAAGCCAACCGCUGGCUUCGGCGCUUUCGCCAACCAGGGACCGUCUGCCUUCGGCUCGACGUCAGCGUUCUCUCGUGCGUCACCUACAGCCUCGUCUCCUCCAGCGCAGUCCGAUGCGAAAUCAACCCCUGCAUUCGGCACUUCUACCUUUGGACAACCUUCCACACCUCCUAAGAGUGCUUUCGGGCAGCCAUCCGCAGCGACGCAACCCGCAUUCGGCCAGGCGUCGUUCGGAAAGUCUGCAUUCGGCCAGCCUGCGUUCGGCCAACCAGCACUCGGUAGCUUCGGACAAUCGAGCUUCGGACAACCUGCGUCUAGCAGUGGCCAAUCUGCCAGCGCAUCAGGAGGAGGAUUCGGCGCAUUCGCACAAACAGGUCCGACGGGUUUUGGCGCAGCGCAGUCUAAGCCAGAUACGAAACCCGCAUGGGCAGUCAAGACUGACGGGGAGUCCGCAGAUACAAAGGAAGCACCGAAAGCGGAAGCUAAAUCACCACCAGCUACAGCGUUCGGACAGUCGAGCUUUGGUCAACCAGGGCCUGGGCAGUCUGGCUUUGCCCAGACGACAUCAGCCUUCGGUGCUGCCGCCACCAAGCCAGCUACGCCGCUCUCAGGUGGUUUCGGUGCGUUUGCUCAAGCGGGAUCAGGCGCUUUCGGGUCGACAACGUCCAAGCCUGACAUGAAGCCUGCCUGGGCAGCGAAACAAGCCGAUCAGCCUGCGAACCCCAUAGAAGAGACUAAGCCCGUGUUCACUCCUCCUACCCCACCUGCAGGUCCAACGACUCCGCCGCGCACUCCGCCUACGCCUGUAGAAUCUCCUCAGCAAUCACAGACACCACAGCCGUCUGAGGUUACUGCGUCAACUUCAACAACACCUCAGCCCUCUGCGACGCCCGUUUCGGGGGCAACAGCGGGGGCCUUUUCCCAAUUGAGAGCGUCUCCGUUUGGUUUUGGCAAGGUGGAUGCUGGGUUUGGCGCAUUUGGCGGCGGCCUGGCGGACACCUCAUCGCCAUUUUUCAAGGCAGUGGCAAAGACUCCGGAGACGCCGGCUAAAUCCGCAUUCGCUACAGGAGCAUCUGUCUUCAGCACUUCACCUCCGAGCGCUACUCUUGGUGCAAGCAAACCGACCUUUGGGACGACGUCGGCUAUUGGUGGGGGUCGAUCUGUGUUCGGUACGCCUAGUGCCUCGAGCCCCAAGGCGACAACAACGCCGACCACAACGCCGCCCUCAAGUGGGGGAUUUGCUGCGUUCAGCAAUAACAAGUCUCCAUUCGGCGCUGCCUCGAGCGGGGGCAAGUCCUUCAGUGAGAUGCUCCGCGACAAGACUGGCCAGGAGCUCAUACAGCCGGCUAAGCCUGCAAAGAGACCCGAUGACCAGAAACCCGUGUCUGUGUUUGCAAAGCUUUCGAACCCCUCUGAGAAGAAAGAGGAGAGUGAAGAAGAUUCGACAGAUUCUGACGAGUCGGAUGAGGACGAAGGCGCUGUCUUUCUAGUGGAAGGCGAACACGACGAUGAGGCUUCAUUCUUGUCGGACUCUGAGGGUGGCCACGAUGCUGAAGGAAGUGAGGAAGAUAACGAAUCAGAGGGGGUACGACGUGCAGAACUGGAAGGGGAAGAGGAGGAGGAAGACAGCGACGACGAGGAAGAGGACGACGAGGAGGAGGAGGAGGAAGAGGAAGAGGAAGAAGAACAAGCAGACGACGGCGCUGCAGAAAGCUCCUCGACCGCCAAGGCCACAGUGCCGAAGGCAGACAACGAGCCGAAAGAGUCGGCCCUUCUCGAUCGCAUUGGGCCAGCUGUUACGGAACGGAAGAGUGCACCAGCAGCAGUUCCUCGCAGAGAAGGGAGCACUACGCCUCCUGGUUCUCCGGUGAUAGUGAAGCGUACCUCUGCUCCGCCCGCGCCUUCUACAAGUCUUGCCCCGCCACCUGUCGUUGCUUCGUCUGGACCUUCUCUGAACUUGCCCAAGCCCUCAACCCGCCCCGCCCGUAGCUCACCACUAGCGAGCAAACCUAUCACCGGAGAUGAUGAUAGCUCUGAGAGUGGUCAAUCGCCUCCUGGCCGCCCGGUCGAAGACGCCACCGCCGCUAUCAGCCUUCAAGCCGGCGUCACUUCCAGCGACAUCACCCUUUUCCCUCGCGCCGCCAUCAACAGCACAGGCUACGGGACCGACAAUAGCGCCAGCUGCAACCGGCCAGAAACCGUUACCAUUUGCCCUGAAAGCGCCCGUUCCAUCGGCGACCCCGGCCCUAAAUGUACCGAGUUUAACCCCUCCUCAGCCCGUGAAGUUCAGUCUAAGCCCUGCUACAUCCGCUCCAAUAUCCAAGACAGCUGGGCCUACUCAAGCUGGUUCCGGUGUGCUCAAGCCCGGAGUAGCGAGCACUUCCACAGCCGCAGGAACACUCUCGCCCUCGUCUGGUCAGCCGAAUGCACCUAAAGUGCCCCCCGCCCGACCAGGAGCCAAAGCUCUCGUGCUCACCCCGCCGACGCCAACAGGUGCGCUCCCAGUCGUCAAAGACUUGCAGAGUGAAUGCGCGUUUCUGGUCAAGUAUCUGGAUGGGGAGUUCACCAGAUUAUUGCCUUUGACGCAACUGGCAGCUAAGCGGAGACUCGAGUUGUACAAGGCUGGUCUCAACCUAGCAAGUCUGGAUGAAGCGAACAACUGGCGCAUCAGUGACUUGCCCCGGCUUGAACAAUUGAUGUUCGCCGCAGAGAAGGACUUGGCGCAUGUGAAGGAACAACUACGGACGUAUAUCUCGGACAUACGGGAUACCGAGUCUCAG